AAUAGAGUUGAAAAAUUUUUCGUAAAGUUGUUUUACUUGUUGAGCACUUGAGAAUAGAAAUUGAAUACAGAUUUAUUCAACUAAUUAUAUUCGGAUAUGUACCAAACAGUUUAUUUUUACAUUAUUCAACAGUUAUUAUUAUUUACCGCGAAGGUAGAGCCAUUAUGCGGGCAGAAAAUCGUAGAAGCUAAUGAUCUAGAAUUUCUAUUCAUGGCAUCUAUUCAAAAUACCAGUGGACACCACUUCUGUUCAGGAGUACUUAUUACGCACUGUCUCAUUAUAACAGUUAAGCAUUGUCUAGAAAAUGAAAUACUAGGGAAUAUUCGAAUUGGAUUUGGGAUGACCGAUUUGCAACAAACUUUUCGAAGGUGUAAAAUAGCCGGAUAUUACGUCUACGAUGGUUGGGCUGCUAGACUACAGCUGUCGGAAGGAAGUGAUAAGGAGGAUACUGCUAUCAUAAAAUUAUCAUAUCAAUCUCUCAUUGCGGACCACGUUCGUUUGAGCAAAUUCAAUAAACAACAACUCGAAGGAAAAAUGGCGAUGAUUUUAGGAUGGACUCGAAAAACGCUCUUAUAAGCCGAGUGUCACGACGUUUAGCAAUAAAAGUUAAUUAUAUGAAAUUAAUACGUGACGGCUCGCUUACUUUAACAAAUCUUUAUUUGUUGAAGUAUGACUACAGGCAUGCGCAGUAAAUAAGUCAUAAGAUAAUAACUUACCGCGAGGGUAGAGCCAUUAAGCGGUCAAAAAAUCGUAGAAGCUAAUGAUCAAGAAUUUCCUUUCAUGGCAUCAAUUCAAAAUAUCAGUGGACACCACAUCUGUUCAGGAGUACUUGUCGCGGACCAUUACGUUUUAACAAUUAUGAGUUGCCUACAAGGUAGAAAUGUAUCUCAAACUCGAAUUGUAUUUCGAAUGGCCGAUUUACAACAAUCUUUUGCAUUGUAUCGAGUACGCGGAUGGUACAGCUACGAUACGUGGGCUGCUAGACAAAAUUUGCCGGAUAUAAGGGGUGAGAAUGAUAUUGCUAUGAUAAAAUUAUCAAGGAGACCUAUAAACGUGGCCCCCGUUCGUAUGAGCAAAUUCAAUAAACAACAAGUUCAAGGAAAAACGGCGAUGAUUUUAGGAUGGACUCGACUUCAAAAUGCCGAACCAUUAACAAAAGGAAUCGUAAAUAUUUUAAAGGAUGAAGACUGUUCAAAGAUGAUGAGUCGAAUAACUAAUAGAAAUCAUAAUAUUAGUUCAAAAAUAAUAUGUACCUUUGCCGAACCUUAUGUUUUAUUAGAGAACAGAGAUAUUGGAGGACCAUUGUUAGAUCAAGAUGGAGAGCUUUUGGGUAUUAAUUUACACAGUUGUCCGAGAAGUUAUCUUUCUUGGGGCGAUUUCACCAACGACUUCAUACAAAAAUAUCAAGUGAAUCAUCAUUCUGCCGUCAUUUAUCUUAACUUUCAACGUUUUAUUAGACACAUAUCGAUGUAUUACUAAACAAUAAUGUUUUCUGUAAAAACGCUCUUAUAAGUCGAGUGUCACGAUGUUUAGCAAUAAAAGUUGAUUAU
Messenger RNA from Phymastichus coffea, 1550 nucleotides. Its product is annotated as azurocidin-like. Lineage: Eukaryota; Metazoa; Arthropoda; Insecta; Hymenoptera; Eulophidae. Gene Ontology annotation, molecular function: serine-type endopeptidase activity. The coding region runs from base 781 to 1479 and encodes 232 amino acids. The transcript is spliced from 6 exons. The record is from RefSeq and is a predicted model, not a curated record. Gene Ontology annotation, biological process: proteolysis.